Messenger RNA from Auanema sp. JU1783, 741 nucleotides. Lineage: Eukaryota; Metazoa; Nematoda; Chromadorea; Rhabditida; Rhabditidae. The record is from the annotation of a GenBank genome assembly.
AUGCCGAAAGAAUUUGCCAGGGCUGUAUUGGAGGUUUUCUACGAGCAGAAGCAAACCAUAAUAAAUAUAUGUAGAGAGAACAUGGUCGAUGAAGAAUUUGUUGGAAAUCGGUUCAGCAAGUUAGAUGAUAAAUUGCAAAAUAUAAACCUUUACUUGAGUCGUAUUGAGCGUGCAGAGGAGGAGAACAAACAACUGAAUGAACAGCACGUUCCCUCUCUUCCAAACACAAGUUGUAAAGAAAUUGUUUUUAAGGAAGCUGGCAUAAGAAUAAUUGAUCCGAAACCUAAAGCUCCUGAGCCAGUAGUAGUGGUGGAAGAAGAGGCAACGAAGAACCCCCCUGAAGCAGCGAAAGAAGAGCUAUUGUUCGCACAAAUAACAGAUGAAGAGUUCGCUAAAGUGCCAGAUUACAUGAAAGGAAGACUAACAGCUGCAGUCAUGAAUGAACUUCUCGGGAAACUGGAGUCAUUGUUGGUUAAGAAGCGGACACUAAUGAGACGGAAACUGUCUUCUCUGUCGUUGCAUGAGAAGAAUAUCGUAAUAAAAUGGAGAGAAGAAGCAAAAAAUCUGGGAAGGAAAGCAGUAGACUGUCCUUGGUUCUGUUCUGAAGUUGAUCUCCGAGCUGAGCUUACUGACAAGCUGAAGUUGGCUGUGAUCAAAGGAUUACAAAUUCUACGACAUCUGAAGAGAAUCACAGAAUCAAAGCUGGCAGGGAAAAAUUAUGUUUUUGCUGUUUGUAAAUAA